Molecule: messenger RNA, 724 nt
Organism: Exserohilum turcica Et28A
Lineage: Eukaryota; Fungi; Ascomycota; Dothideomycetes; Pleosporales; Pleosporaceae
Exons: 1
Coding region: 1-681 (226 amino acids)
Source: RefSeq, a predicted model, not a curated record
AUGAGUGAGGAUCGCAUUGAAGACUUGACAACACUUCCCUGGUGCCGAGCACUGCUCCACGAUCCCUCUGUAACCAUCAUCAACAAGCGUAACGUACUCAAAGAGGACCCUUCAGGUGCAAACGUCAACACGUUUCUCAACCGCACGCUCUGGGGCGACGACAGGAUCCGCGCACUUGUCACAUUGUUCCGGCCGGGAAAUGGGGAGAGGAGGCAAGGGGACCCAACCAAGCUGGACAUCCAGCCUGACUCGGCGAUGUGGGACGUUCCGCCGCACAAGCUCGAGCAAGAGGCACAGCGACAAGCAAAAAAGGAAGAAAAGAUUUUCGAUGUCACGGAUCCCAACGCCCCCGAGGCAAUCUUCCUUGUUUCCGUGGGCGACAAUGUCAAUGGCGGUCCAUACCGACUUCACGGGGGCAUACUUUCCACGCUCUUAGAUCACUGCAUGGGGAUUCUCUGCGCCUUUGUGUACAACUCGAGAGCGCCUCCGACGGUGGAGCUCACGGUCAAGUUCAAGAAAGCGUUCAAGACGCCGGGUGUUUUUGCGUUGAGGUCCAAGAUCAAGAGAGAAAAGGGCAGGUUCCUGGAGACGGUGGGAUGGAUCGAGGAUGGCGAGGGUAAUGUGUAUGCGGAGGCCACCGCGGCGUAUGUCAUUUCCAAGGUGGAGGCUGCAAAGUUGUGAGGGGUAAACAGAAUCAAUGUGUCCUGGGUGGGGCAGAAUAAAC